AUGGAUCAUCCAUACGACAAUCUUGUUGGUCUAGACCAAGCCCAGCAUAACUCGGCUCUUCCCAUGGCUCGUUCAAUGCGGGUGGUCAAGCAGGAUCGCAGUCUGGUUGAGCGAGAUGAGAAACCCCGAAAACAGAGAAAGCGAGCCCUAGUCGCAUGUAAUCGAUGCCGGAAGAGAAAAAUCAAAUGCAACGGUGAUCUCAACACCGGUCUGGCUUGUUCAAGUUGCCGGAGCGUGGGAGCCACCGAGUGCCAGUACAACCGAGUCAACUCUUUAGCCCCUGAAGAUGCUGCUAGAGAGGCUGCUAGAAGAUUUGCAACCAAGCCUCAGACGAGGUCAGCCCUUCUCUCCAUGGCUCCCUACCAGCGAGAUGAGUAUGACCUGGACGUCCAGUCCAGCUUCUCCCGACAGCCUGUCGGCAUGGACUCAUUACACUAUGAUGACCAUUCAGCCGGCUACCACGGCCAGACCUCACCAGGGUACAUGCUAUCCAGCACUGCUGGCGCAAUGCUCGACUAUGGCUCAGCAUGGGGCAACCGGGCCUGGGACCCCGUGAUCAACGGCAGAUCCACCAACGGGGAGUUCUUCGAAGAACCAAGCCCCAGCAUGAAUCAGGCGGCCUACGGCUUUGUCCUGCCAGGUCAAGCUAUGUCCUCAGCCGAGAUGCCCCAGUCAACAGGAGCAAUAGCAAUGGCCUCGUACACCGAUGCCGUAGACCGCACCCUCCCCACACCACCAACCUGCCGAAGCCAGCCCCAGCCCAAUGUGACUGGGCUCUCAAGCCUCCCAGACGGCCUGUCGGGCAUGUCCCUAGCCGGUGAUGUGAAGGGGCCUUUUUGGAACUCGCGGUACGCCCCAUCAAUCCCUAGCAAUGGCAACGCCCUCUACAACGUCAGUUCCUCAACCCGCAUCAAGUCAAAUGAGUCCGACGACGGAGCCCCAGAGCUUGUCUUCGGCUUCAUCCCCGAAGACGCAUCUCCGCUUUCCACGGCGCCAUCUUCCAUGCCUCCCUCUUCAGCCGCAAACCCUCCCUACCCAGCCCUGGACACGAUAGACAGUCUGGUGGGCGAGUACAACGCCCAGCCCGAUGUCCGUCUGGGACGCACAUUCUCACGCGACGCCGCUGGCCAACGCCUUCUCACUAUAGCCUCUGACUGUACCCCCGAUGUGUAUGGGUAUAGCAGCGACCGACGGAAGUCAAGGGGUGAUGGCACCGAUACGCGCUGCUCUGCUCCCACUCUCGUGAACGGCUUACCUUAUACCCGUGUGAGACAUGCGGAUUCUGGCGUUGCUUUCCCAUAUAAUCUUUUACCAGAUAACCUGUCCGAGUAUAGUCGAGUUGACAAUGUGCAUCGUGCGCCGAUCUCACCAUUGGGAGGGCAUCAGGCGUACUGA
Molecule: messenger RNA, 1395 nt
Organism: Penicillium paradoxum
Lineage: Eukaryota; Fungi; Ascomycota; Eurotiomycetes; Eurotiales; Aspergillaceae
Exons: 3
Coding region: 1-1395 (464 amino acids)
Biological process (GO): regulation of DNA-templated transcription
Molecular function (GO): zinc ion binding; DNA-binding transcription factor activity, RNA polymerase II-specific
Source: RefSeq, a predicted model, not a curated record